GGUAGGAGGCUCUAUCUACCCCGCCCCUCUGUUGAAGUCCCUCAGCUCCUGCUGCGGCGCCACUCCUUCUAGGAUGGCUGCCCUAGUUGUAAGCAAGCCUGGAACGGGGCUGGACAGUGGCCGUCAGGGCAGCCGCGGUACGGCCGUGGUGAAGGUGCUGGAGUGUGGAGUUUGUGAAGAUGUAUUUUCUUUGCAAGGAGACAAAGUUCCUCGACUUCUGCUUUGUGGCCACACAGUCUGUCACGACUGUCUCACCCGCCUGCCUCUUCACGGAAGAGCAAUCCGUUGUCCUUUUGAUCGACAAGUAACAGAUCUAGGAGAUUCAGGUGUCUGGGGAUUGAAAAAAAAUUUUGCUUUAUUGGAGCUUUUGGAGCGACUACAGAAUGGACAUAUUGGUCAGUAUGGCGCUGCAGAAGAAGCCAUUGGGAUAUCUGGAGAGAGCAUCAUUCGUUGUGAUGAAGAUGAAGCUCAUGUUGCAUCGGUAUAUUGCACUGUAUGUGCAACUCACUUGUGCUCAGAGUGUUCGCAAGUUACUCAUUCUACAAAGACAUUAGCAAAACACAGGCGAGUGCCUCUUGCUGAUAAACCUCAUGAGAAAACCAUGUGCUCUCAGCAUCAGGUGCAUGCCAUUGAGUUUGUUUGUUUGGAAGAAGGCUGUCAAACUAGCCCACUUAUGUGCUGUGUCUGCAAAGAAUAUGGAAAACACCAAGGCCACAAGCAUUCAGUAUUGGAACCAGAAGCUAACCAGAUCCGAGCAUCAAUUUUAGAUAUGGCUCACUGCAUACGGACCUUCACUGAGGAAAUCUCAGAUUAUUCCAGAAAGUUAGUUGGAAUCGUUCAGCACAUUGAAGGAGGAGAACAAAUAGUAGAAGAUGGACUUGGAAUGGCCCACACAGAACAUGUACCAGGUACUGCAGAGAAUGCCCGGUCAUGUGUUCGAGCUUAUUUUUCUGAUCUACAUGAAACUCUGUGUCGUCAAGAAGAAAUGGCUCUAAGUGUUGUCGAUGCCCAUGUUCGAGAAAAAUUGAUUUGGCUCAGGCAACAACAAGAAGAUAUGACUAUUUUGUUGUCCCAGGUUUCAACAGCCUGUCUCCAUUGUGAAAAGACUUUGCAGCAGGAUGAUUGUAGAGUUGUCUUGGCAAAACAAGAAAUUACAAGGUUACUGGAAACAUUGCAGAAACAGCAGCAGCAGUUUACAGAGGUUGCCGAUCAUAUUCAGUUGGAUGCCAGCAUCCCUGUCACUUUCACAAAGGACAAUAGAGUUCACAUUGGACCAAAAAUGGAAAUUCGAGUUGUUACAUUAGGAUUAGAUGGCGCUGGAAAAACUACUAUUUUGUUUAAGUUAAAACAGGAUGAGUUUAUGCAGCCUAUUCCAACAAUUGGUUUUAAUGUGGAAACUGUAGAAUAUAAAAACCUAAAGUUCACUAUUUGGGAUGUAGGUGGAAAACACAAAUUAAGACCAUUGUGGAAACAUUAUUACCUCAAUACCCAAGCUGUUGUGUUUGUUGUUGAUAGCAGUCAUAGAGACAGAGUUAAUGAAGCACACAGUGAGCUUGCAAAGUUGUUAACAGAAAAAGAACUCCGAGAUGCUUUGCUUCUGAUUUUUGCUAACAAACAGGAUGUUGCUGGAGCUCUUUCAAUAGAAGAAAUCACUGAACUUCUCAGUCUUCAUAAACUGUGCUGUGGCCGCAGCUGGUAUAUCCAGGGCUGCGACGCGCGAAGUGUUUUUCAGAUUAUACGUGACCCAUAUAUUGGGAAAGAAAGUUACAGAGAAGGGAUGAAGUUGAGUCAUAAAUCUUAGUUGAACUACUGUGAGGACACUGAUGUGUAAUGACAAGAUGUGAUGUGGUGGUACUGUUUUGGUUCACUGUCUUCAAAUAUAUUUUUAGUUUAAAAACUUUUAGAAAACAAAGCAUUACAAAAAAGUCCAGUGUUAUGGGCAAUGUGUAAAUAAAUAUAAUUAUACUGUCCUUUAUUUUUCAAGUAAAAGGUCAUGCUGUUGCAAGUGUAGUUUGUGCAUAUAAGUAAUAUUUCUAAAUUAAAUUAUUUAAUAUUGGACUGAUUGCAAUAACUGUGAAAAAAAGUAGGUAUUACAUUUGCCUGUGAGCCGUUGAACUGUUUUCUUUACUAGGUAACUGAAAGAAAAAUGUCUAACACUAAUAUGUAAACUUGCUUUUCUUGUAAAUUAUUAAGUGUAUUUCACCAAUUUUGUUAAACUUUGUAAUUCACAUUCUUAGCAUAUUACUAAACACAAUUUAAAAAUUGUGCUUAGAUCUGAUUAUAAUGUAUAUAACAGUGGUGUUUCCGUGUAAUUUCUUUUUAAGAAAUAUUCUUCUUAGGCUGUUACUAAUAUUUGUGGUUGUACUAUUUCACUAAUGAUUAGUUAAGAUUGUGCUAGUUCCGUCUGGGAAAUACCAGAUUUAAGAAUGAGAGAGACAUUUUAAGUACAGUCUAUUAGACUGUUAGGAUUUGAUUCCUAGCUUUGAAUUUCUGUACUAGGCCUACAUAUUACUGUAUGAGUUUUGUAAAGCAAGUUUUUCAAGUGUAUAGCCCAGGUCUGUAAAUCUGGAAUGCUUUACAAUCACAAGACUACACAUAUGAUCAGUAUAGAGAGCAAUAAAAUUUUAAAAUCCUUUUA
Molecule: messenger RNA, 2638 nt
Organism: Phyllostomus discolor (pale spear-nosed bat)
Lineage: Eukaryota; Metazoa; Chordata; Mammalia; Chiroptera; Phyllostomidae
Gene: TRIM23
Product: tripartite motif containing 23
Exons: 13
Coding region: 74-1801 (575 amino acids)
Biological process (GO): intracellular protein transport; vesicle-mediated transport
Cellular component (GO): cytoplasm; plasma membrane; lysosomal membrane
Molecular function (GO): zinc ion binding; GTP binding; GTPase activity
Source: RefSeq, a predicted model, not a curated record